Messenger RNA from Leptopilina heterotoma, 8569 nucleotides. RefSeq names its product serine/threonine-protein kinase WNK1 (gene Wnk). Gene Ontology annotation, cellular component: cytoplasm. Bases 889 to 8394 code for a protein of 2501 amino acids. The record is from RefSeq and is a predicted model, not a curated record. NCBI's taxonomy places the organism in Eukaryota, Metazoa, Arthropoda, Insecta, Hymenoptera, Figitidae. The transcript has 17 exons. Gene Ontology annotation, molecular function: protein serine/threonine kinase activity; chloride channel inhibitor activity; ATP binding. Gene Ontology annotation, biological process: negative regulation of sodium ion transport; positive regulation of potassium ion import across plasma membrane; monoatomic ion homeostasis.
UAGGUGGAAAAUAAUAACAAACACAUAACCUCAAAGUACAUCGUUAAUUGUUGUUUGCUUAAAGAUGUUGUAUUAUUUAUAAGUGACAGCACAUCAUCAAUCUAAAUUUCGUUUUUCUCCUGCAGACUAUGCAUAAAUUAGAGCGACAAACGACAUUUUAAAGAGUGUUUUCCCCCUAGACUAGAGUCGGCCAUGUUAGUCUUCUGAGAAAUACUCUAUAGUGCAUGUAUCGUUUUUAUCAUUGUGGACCCGUGGUUCACAUUUCAUUCUGUAUUUUCAUUCAGUGCUAAUGAAGUUACAUCUAGUCAUCUAAAUUAUAUGUAAAGUUGUUUAGAAAAGAAAAUAUUUAUGCCCUUGUUAUUAUAUUACGUAUUUCUUAUUAUUUAAUUUUAUUUCUGAAAGGUCCUAUUCAUAUAUAGCCACAUUCAGUGAUUUGCAGACUGUCUAAGAAAAUAGUAUAUAUUUACAAUGAAUAGUAGUACUUGAAGAUGUUUCAUUGGAUGUCAUCGUAUUAUUGUGCAUUUUUUGUGGUAUUAAUAAAUAAUUCAAUGCUAAUAACAUUUUACCCAAAGUCUGGAAGUUGAAUAAACACUCCUUUGAUAUUGGAUUGAGAUUUUUAUCGCUACUGCAUUUUAAGAAAAUAGUCCAUAUUUUGUAUCUUCUUAGAGGCAUGUAGUUUUUAUUACUUAAGAGAACUAGGUACCAAGGCUCCUAUUCUCUUCAAUCUUUCAUUCAUAAUAUAAGACUUGAAAGUUUAAUGACGCUGAAGAUGCAAUUGCAAGUGUGGAAAUUUCUUUUCAACCAUCAGAUCUUUGAAUUUUAUUGUCUUUUAAAAGGCAGAACCCUUGAAAAGUGGUAAGAAGUGAAAUAAAGAUUCCAAAGAAAACUAUGCUGUCGGAUAAGAGUGAAAGAAAGGCUGAAAUCAAGAACAAGAGUCAGCGACAUCUGCCGGGAGUUGAAAAUGUUGGAAUAAUACCAGACACUGAUAAACAAAAUAACACUUCAACAAAUUUGAAUGAUCGAUUGGGUGAUACAGAGGAUAAGAUGACUUUGCGGAACAAACGUAAAACAUCUGUAUAUUCUCUUUCAGAUUUUGAUAAUAGUGAGAACACAAAUAGAUUAGAUUUUAAGGGCUCAGAGGGAGGUGAAACCCAGAAGGGUUUGUCCGAUAAAAAUGUAAAUCCCAAGGAUGUGUACAUAAGCAAACUAGUUUCUCCUAGAAAAACUUCGGUUAAUUCGACAACGCAGGAAAUACAGGCUGAAUCUAUAGAAUCGUACGGAAACAGUUGUAUAAUUUCUCCCGACGAAUACGUUCUGGAAACCAUACCGCAGUCGCAGGAAGAAGGCACAAAUAAUGAGAAAUCUGAUAGAAGAAGAAUAAAAAGUACACGGUUCGUAACUUCCAGCAUCAUUGGAGACGAUGCUGAACUAGAAGGCAAGGAGUUGGAGAGUCAGAAGGAAGAAUUAACCAUAUACCAAGUAGACGACAAUGGAACGAGUAUCAGUGACAUUGUAGCGACCCAAGCUCUUCAUGAAUCUCUAACUAAAAUGGGCAAAGUACUUCACUUAAAUUCACAAAUUCACAUUGAAGCAAUGGAUGAAAAGUCGAAUCCAGACGACGAGUCUCAGAAGGAUGUGGUCAUCCACGAUGAAUCAGUGGAAGGCUUCAUAGGUCCUCUUCUCGAUGAGAAUUUUAAAGUAGAUGAGAAACUUGAACAGAAAACAAUGGGUAUGGAUGAAGUUAGGAAUCUGUUAAUGAAAGUCAAAGUACAAACUGUUACUAAUAAUGAUGACGACGAAGAAAAGGCAAUAGCAAUAUCUCCUGAUGGAAGAUUUUUAAAGUUUGAAGAAGAAAUUGGACGUGGCAGCUUUAAAACCGUUUUCAGAGGACUCGAUACUCAAACUGGAGUUGCAGUAGCUUGGUGUGAGUUGCAGGAAAAAAAGUUAAAUAAAGUGGAAAGAUUAAGAUUUAGAGAAGAGGCUGAAAUGUUAAAAGGAUUGCAACACCCGAAUAUUGUACGAUUCUACGAUUAUUGGGAAGUUACAUUGACUCGUAGAAAAUAUAUAGUUUUAGUUACAGAACUCAUGACGUCAGGAACUUUGAAAACAUAUUUAAGGCGUUUUAAAAAAAUUAAUCCGAAAGUAGUUAAAUCUUGGUGUCGACAAAUUCUCAAAGGAUUAAUGUUUCUACAUUCGAGAUCUCCUCCCAUCAUUCAUCGUGAUUUGAAAUGCGAUAAUAUUUUUAUUACCGGCACAACUGGCAGUGUAAAAAUUGGUGAUUUGGGUUUGGCGACACUAAAGAACCGCAGUUUCGCAAAAAGUGUCAUUGGCACUCCAGAAUUCAUGGCACCGGAAAUGUAUGAGGAACAUUAUGACGAAUCUGUAGACGUUUACGCUUUUGGAAUGUGCAUGUUGGAAAUGGCUACCAGCGAGUACCCAUAUGCAGAGUGCACUGGUCCUGCUCAAAUUUACAAGCGCGUUGUCUCGGGAGUGAAACCACUGAGUUACGACAAAGUAGAAAACCCUGAAGUACGAGAAAUUAUAGAGAUGUGUAUUCGGUUGAAAAAGGAAGAAAGACCAUUAGUCAAAGAUCUUCUUAAUCACGAAUUCUUUGCCGAUGAUGUUGGUUUGAAAUUAGAAAUGGUCUCGAGAGAUUCAGCUGUUGCAGAAGCAGAACUCGCAAGAGUGGAAUUCAGACUCAGAGUAUUAGAUCCAAAGAAACGAAGUAACAAGCAUAAAGAGAACGAAGCGAUACAAUUCGAUUUUGACAUUCAACAAGAUAAUGCAGAGGAAGUUGCAUCCGAAAUGGCAAAGUCGAGUUUGAUUCUUGAAGAAGACGCUAAAGUAGUAACAAAAAUGUUAAAGUCUCAGAUAGCUGGCCUAUUACGUGAGAGAGAAGAACGUCGAGUGAAAGAAGAGAAAGAGCGUUUGGAUCGUGAAACGGAAUCAGCGACAGAUACCAUGCUUCAAAAUAAUUUAUUACUACAACAAAUGCAAAUGCAACAACAACAGCAACAACAACAACAGCAGCAACAAGUUCAAUCCACUUUAAAUAUUCAGGUUCAAAGUCAAGUUGGUUUGCAGCCACAAAUGCAAGUGCAAGGACAACAAAAUCAGGUUCAGCAAGGCGUUCAAUCCGGUCAGCAGCUUAAUCUUCAACCGCAACAGGUUCAAAUGGUGCAUCAACAACCUUUACUUCAACAUCAGACGUCAGUUGUGCAGCCUCAGCAAGCUCAACAAUUGCAACAGAUUUCCAACAACUCGCAACAAGUUCAAUAUCAAUUACAACAACAACAGCAACAACAAUUAUUUGAAACUAUUGGGCAAACUUCGUCUCAAUGCUCCACUCCUCAGAAUAUCCAACCUCAGCCCCAGUUUGGACAAAUGCCACAGCACUUGCAACAGGCACAAAACUACAUUCAAAUGAAUGUCACACACCCUUUACCUCAGAUUCAACAGCAGCUUCCAGGCGUUCCGCAACAGAAUCAACAAAAUAUCCAUCAACAAAUGCAACAGAAUCAACAAUUGCAACAGAAUCAACAAAUGCAACAGAAUCAACAGUUGCAACAGAAUCAACAAAUGCAACAGAAUCAACAAUUGCAACAGAAUCAACAAUUGCAACAAAUGCAACAGAAUCAACAGUUGCAACAGAAUCAACAGUUGCAACAGAAUCAACAAUUGCAACAGAAUCAACAGUUGCAACAAAAUCAACAGUUGCAACAGAAUCAACAGUUGCAACAGAAUCAACAAGCUGCGCAGUAUUCACAGGCACAGUUGCAACACAUGCAGCCGCUUAUUCCCAAUCACGGCGCACCCUCAUCAGCUAUGCAAGGACAAGCCUACUAUCAAACGGCUCCCAGCACAACAACCGCCUACUCGAAUCCACCGUUUCAGCAAAAUACAUCGCAACAUAUUUAUCACGGAUUCUCCUCUACUCCGACGUCUACCGCUCACAUAGACAUUAUGCCCAUGCAAACCAAUCAACAAGUAUUUUCUCACUCCACUUCUUCUGGUAAUAACAUUGACGUUCCAGCCACGACGUACGCAAUUAGUCACCAGCCGAUGCAAAUGCAAGUAACAUCCACUCCAUCUAGUGCACAAUUUUCUGUCUCUAUUGCUGAUAUGAAUGCUCAACAAUCUUCCGCAAUGAGCAACGUCCAGAGUUCAAUGAACAGCCUACCAGCCAACAGUCAUCAGCCACACCAAGCUCCUCUGACGCAGAUACAACUUCCUCUUAAUACCAAUGCAGUUCCAACGCCAAUAAAUAUACCCCCUUCGACACAAACAAUGAUUGUUGAGCAGCAAUUAAAUUCCCAACACCUUCAGGCACCAGAAACUUUUCCAGAGGCUUCUAAUUUGCUCAAAGUAGAAGCAACAGACUCACAGCAUGUGGAUCCGUCCGUCAUUGCGCAUCACGAUACUACUGUAUCAUUGGAAGGACAGCAAUUUGUUCCAACUACUGAAGGAGUGAAUAGUGAAAAUUCAGAAAAUGUUGUCUUAUUAGAAAAAUGUAAAAUAAAAAGGUCUGCAACGAAGCGGAAAAAGCCUGGGAUCAAGUUGACUGUACUGUCGGUCAGUCAGGUCGAAGGUCAAGCAGUCACUGUAGAAUGUCAGCUUGAUACAAGUAAACAGAAAACUGUAACUUUUAAAUUUGAUCGUGAUGACAUGGUACCUACGGAUAUCUCCAAUAACUUGAUUGCUGAAAAUCUUCUGCCGCAAUCUCAGUGCGAGACGUUCAUAGAAUUAAUCGAAGACAUUGUGAAGCAGUUGCGUUUGGACCCUUCACACAGUUUACCUUUGGUGGCACAUGGACCACCGGACCAGUCUGCAGGCGGCAGUCCUGUUACGAGCCGCAGGCCUAGAGAUCGUGAUCAAAAUGUCGAUUCUACAAAGGUGAGACAUGGCUCGUUAACUCGUCAAAGCAACUACCGUUCUUCGUAUAAAGUUCAUCGCAGACAUCGUUCGAGAGAUGAAACCUCCAACUCAUCAACGCCAAUAAAAUUGUUUGCCAUCGACCAAAUUUUAUCUCAAAUCACAAGUGCUGCUUCAAAUAAGCAGCAGAAUAUUCGUAAUUCUAAAAGUCAAUCGGGUCUAUUCGACGGUCGAAGGCGCUCAUCAGCAUCUACUCAAAAUAAUGAUAUUUUAUUGCCGUCUAAUAUGUCAAGUAACUUGACUGUAAGUGAUGAAAAUUUGCAGUGUCCUACCAGAGAUUCUAUUGCAACUUCAAUUCCAACAAGUGCAGGACCUUCCCUUCCUGUGGAAGCAACGUCAAUUGAUAUGUAUCCUCCCCUAAAUGAUGUCACUGAUAAUACGCCAGUACAAUGCAAUGAGUUAAACGGUGAAAACGAACAAACUUUAGUUUUUUCUGAUGAAACGCCAAGUAGAGAAAUUAAGGUUGCAGAAUCUGAUGAAAAUAAAGCAAAUAUCGUGCCGAAUAGAAAAAUUUCUCGCUUCUUAGUUAGUCCAGUGUUUGAACAAAAUACUAAUGCAGAUCAAGAGAGAAUAAAUAACCGAAGAGAAAGCGUGGAAGUAUUGGGUGUUUCAACCUCAGUAGAAAUUACAGAUCCUGCAAACACAGCUCCUGAGGUAAGAUUAAAAGAGACCGAUAACAAUGAAGUUCAAAUUCCUGUGGUUGGACAAUUAAAUAAUACUCAACACAAUCAAGUAAUUGAUCCGCAAUUUUAUCACACGACGGAAGCCUCUUUUAAUGAUGUGGAAGCACAAGUGGAGACAUUUAUUGCUCGUCCAGUAGGGAAUCAAUCGCAAAUCAUCAACAAUGCCGAGCAACUUUUUGAACAAGGGUCUAUAGAAACACAAUUGGAAGUGCCAGUCGCGCCGAGUCAUACUAUUGAAACUAUGAAUCCAAUGUUUCAAGCAGCAGACAAUAGUAUGUUUGUUCCUCAGACAAUUAGUAAUCAAAGUGUAAUGCAGCAGUACCCGCUACCGCUUCAGCAACAAGAUAUUCAUCAAGCGCCUCAAGUGAAUAAUAAUUUGCUAGUCCUUCAACAAUUACAACUUCAACUUGUCAAUGAAGAAAAAAAUAGAAGAAUUUCCAAUCAUUCUAAUACAUCAAACUUGUCCAGUGAUUCCCAAUUAUCCGAAAUGUCGUUUACAUCCGACGAUAGAAAAGUCACUUCAGUUUUGCCCAAUACCCCAGUUAUGCCAGUUCAGCAGAGUCAAUUUUUGCACCAAGAUAUUUCCAAUAAUUCACUAUCUCCCCACAUGAAUAUCGGAGAACUUGCACAAUCAACUGUAAUUCAUCAGAGUGCUCAGCCUAUUGCUCAGCCUAUUGCGUAUCCUGCUCAGUCCGCAGUACCUUCUGAGCCGAAUUGUAAAGCCAAGGCGAAGGAAGUCUCGUCCACAUUUCCUGACUUGGCUCAAAACUUGGCCAAUAUUCUCUCGAACCCCAAGUCCAAGUGUGUCACGCCUCAUGCUGGCAGCAGUCACGAGCAGAACUUGAAUUCUACUGCAACCAUUGUUCUUGCUGAUUAUAAACCACCAAUUCAGUCAGAGCAGUACUUUCAACCCAUUCAUCCAGACGUCAAUUUACAAAGCUUUCCAGGUCAAAAGUGUGUACAAGGUUCAGCAGGUUCAGCAGGUUCAGCAAGCUUUCCGCAAAAUGUGCAGAUUUCUCAAGCAAAUAAUCAAAUUCCCGUUCAACAUUCCUUACCAUCUCAGCAAUCAGUUGAUGCGGCCAAUCCAAAUGUUUUACAAGGCCAGUCUCUUGGAACUGAUAUCUCUGCACAAAAUCAUUGGUCAGGCUCUUCCUAUGGGUCAACGAUAUCUCAAAAUUCGAUUCAAUCUCAGUCAAUCGAUCCAGCCCAUUUGAAGCAAAACCAUUCUUUUAUACAGCAAGUUCCUUCUUCAGUUCAGACUCAAAUACAGGCAGAAAGCAUUGACGAUCAGCACCAAUCGCAACAAAAAUUCCAGGAGGAUGCGAAUUUCUCAAAGUUAAAUGAAGUUGAAGGCGGUCUAGAUUGCAACAUUUUAAGCAGGCGUACGAGUUCUGAAUAUCAAAUGCUGUCUUCAGAAAACGAAACAUCAAGUAUUGAUAACACUCCAGAACAUACACUGAUGGGAUCUACUGAUUGUGUUACAUUAGGUCAUCAACAACCAAUUCAUCAGCAACACAGAAAACUCAGUCAGCAAAAUUCUUUGGACAAAAUAUUGGAUUUGAAUUCGGGAGGUCCGCAAACGAUAGCUGAUUUACAACAUAAAUUACUUCAGUUAACUAGUCAACCAUCAGAGUCAUUAAUUAUGAGUACACCACCUUUAAGUCAACCGGACACUCCACACAGUUAUAACAUGGGUCCGCUUUCUCCGCAGACAGGUUCACUUUUUUCUAUUGGAGAAUUUAAUUCUGGACAAAUGCAAACAAAUAUUACAAUAGAAGCAGAUCAAACAUCACAACCUACGUCAUCAAAUCAACCCGUUAGAAAAAUUUCAAGGUUUAUGGUUUCCAAAGUAACUGAACCUUCAAGUGAAGAUUGUACCACAAAUGCGCAAGCAAAUGUAAAUCAGCAAAUGCUGUUAACACCAAUAGAUGGAAAUAAAAUCAAUUGUAGUAGCGGUUCCACAGAUCAAUUGAGUGGAUCUUCAAUAACAGUAACUCACAAUAAGAAUGAACCAGUGAACAGUAACAGUGAUUUAACUAGUCAACAUAAUUUAAAGGUUGAAACGGAUGAGGCCAAUCCAUUUUUGACUCAUACUGAACAGUAUCAGUUGCUGAUAAAAAGGCAAACAAUUGAACUGGAGGAGCUUCAGCACAAACAUCGAAUGGAGUUAGAAAAUUUUCAGAAAUAUCAAUUACAGUUACUUACGCAACAGCAUCAACAACAUUUAUCCAAUAAUGCGCAACAUCAACAGCAAUCCUCAUCACCUCACUCAUAUUUUGCAGGUCAAAUAAAGUCUCCUGGCACUAGCGAAAACAUAUUAUUAAAAAGCAAUCUACAAACACCCAUGAAGACGAGUGUAAGUGAUUCGAUUGAGAGAGAAGAGGCGCCAAAGCAGGAUUUGCAACAAAAUUCUGAUGCCUCGCGUGCUUUAGUUCAACCAGAAAUACACACUGGCGAAAUAAUUAGGACUGUAAAUAAUACGAUUUCAAAUCAAGUAAUGCAUAUAAUGCCAGAAGACUCAAAUAUUGAAAAGAAAACUAAUGUUGAGUCAUUUCAAGAUAUAAGUUCAUCUAACUCCUCCGCUUUUACUUCAGAUGAAAGAAUCUCUCAAGCUACUGAUUAUCGAAAAUUACCUGCAUCUCAAGAAAGUUUCCAAAUGCAACCGACGACAUAUUCUGUUUCCAACUCGGAAAAUGUACAUAAUGUUACGACGCCCGAAGAAAUGACGCAAAUUAAUUCUAAACUCAUACAUUUUAAUUCUUCCGAGCUCGAACAAUAACACAAUAUUACAUUGACGUUUUAUGUUCAAUUAACAGAUUAUUAUCAAUUAUUUCAAUGUUACUUUGGUAAUGAAUGUCUUACAUUACCGUUACAAUUGUCAUCAAAAAUGUUUUAUUAUUGUUGUAUGGUAUUGUCACUCAGAUAUAUAAAGGUUAUUAUUAUGUUUAUUACAA